Messenger RNA from Scophthalmus maximus (turbot), 2328 nucleotides. It is a transcript of the gene sytl1, whose product is annotated as synaptotagmin-like 1. Bases 266 to 1837 code for a protein of 523 amino acids. The transcript is spliced from 16 exons. The record is from RefSeq and is a predicted model, not a curated record. Lineage: Eukaryota; Metazoa; Chordata; Actinopteri; Pleuronectiformes; Scophthalmidae. Gene Ontology annotation, molecular function: small GTPase binding; neurexin family protein binding. Gene Ontology annotation, biological process: intracellular protein transport; exocytosis. Gene Ontology annotation, cellular component: exocytic vesicle; plasma membrane.
CCCUCGAGACACACACACACACACACACGGACACGGACACACACACACACACACACGGACACACACACGGACACAUCCACCACCGCACUCAGGACAAAACUUCUGCACUAAAACUUUCCUCGCAAAUGGAAGCGGCGGGAGCUGUCAAGUGAGGUGUCAGGUUGUGAGAGCUGUGGUGCUCUCUCUCUAUGAUAUCCUGUUUGUCUAACUCCUAACCGCUUGGGCCAGAGAACCGAUCUGCGCAUGCGCGAAUUACUCAAAAGGGAUGGAGGGGGAGCGGGUUGACUCUUCUCUUGACCUGAGUCACCUGACUGAACAGGAGCAGUCGGUGAUCCUCCAGGUCGUACAACGGGACUUGGAGUUGCGUCGUCGCGAUGAAGGACGUGUAAGGAUCCUCCAGCAGAGAGAGACGGACCCGGAGCGUCUGCGCACCCUGUCAGGGCAAUGGUUCAGCGAGGAGUGCAGCAAGCGCCAUCGCGACCCGACGUCGGGCAGCGACCUUGUUCACGCCACCAUACGCCACAGGAAGACAAAGAGCACAGAUGUGCCCCUGAGUGGACUGUUUAAUGGAGAGAGAACGGCGAAACAUAACGACACCUCUCCUGCUGCAGAGCGUAGACUGAAGGACAACAAGGAAGAGUAUGAAGGGAGUCAAAGAAAUUUGAAACCUGGAACAAAAAAUCUUCUAGCACAGGGUCUCCAGCAUAGAAAUGGUUCCUUAUCGUCCAAAGAGUUUGACAGUAGAAGUAUUGGCCACUCAGCGGAAACUGAGGACGACUUUGACUGUCACAACGGGGACACUGACUCUCUGAGCAGCAACCUGACAGCUUCUCUGAAAACCAGCAGUUCCACCAGCAGCCUUCAUUCAAGCUAUACUCUCAGUGGAAGCAUGAUGAGUCUGUUCAGCUCAGGCGAUUUUGGGAUGGUGGAGGUGAGGGGCCGUAUCCAGUUCUCACUGGUUUACGAGACCCACGAGGAGGAGCUGCAAGUCAGGGUCUAUUGCUGCGAGGACAUUGCUUCAGUGCGCAAGAACCGCUCUGACCCAUAUGUAAAAACCUAUCUUUUGCCGGACAAGUCGAGUCACAGUAAGAAGAAAACUUCGGUGAAGAAGAAGACACUCAACCCAGUUUACGAUCAGACACUCCGAUAUAAAGUGAGAAUUGGGGAGCUGCGAAGUCGAACCUUGAACCUGUCGGUGUGGCAUGCCGAGGCCCUUGGGAGGAACGUGUUCCUGGGUGAGGUGGAGGUGGCCCUGGGCCUCUGGGACUGGACCUGCACCCGGCCACUGUGGCAGGACCUGCAGCCACGGUUUCAUUUGAAUCCAGACUCCAUUAGCAGUCGUGGGACCAUCACGCUCUCUAUUAAGUUCACCCCAGAUGGAUCCGAGGGUAGAGGUCUGCCACUGACAGGAGAGCUUUACAUCUGGCUUCGGGAGGCUCAAGGUCUCCUGUCCAACAAAGGAGGCGCCAUAGACUCAUUUGUUAGAAGCUACAUACUCCCAGAUGCCAGUAGACAAAGUGGUCAGAAGACGCGAGUGGUGAAGCAUUCCAUCAGCCCCACCUACAACCACACCAUGGUGUAUGAUGGCUUCCACACCAGCGACCUGAGAGAGGCCUGCGCCGAGCUCGUGGUCUGGCACCGAGAGGGGCUAAAGAGACGCGUGUUGGGAGGGAUUCGUCUGAGCUGUGGAACUGGUCAGAGUUACGGCGAGGCUGUCAGCUGGAUGGACUCCACAGAACAGGAGGUAGCCGUGUGGACCUCCAUGAUCGAAAACCCAAACCACUGGGUUGACGCAACGCUAUCAAUCCGAACUAACCUCACCAACCGGUCCGAGUGACUCAGACACACUGAUCAAAUGUUCAACAGUCGGACUGAAAGAACACUCAGCACAAAAGCAUAUUUAACCUCUCUGUCACAAUGAUACAGUCAUACACUAGUUUAUUUCUGUUGUUCAUACAUGUAAACACACAAAUUGAGUGGAGUUGUGCAAUAUUGUGAAUUAAUGGCGUAGAUUAGUAAUUAGUCUGAAUUUCAAAUGACUCAUUUGUAUGUUUUUUUUCCAGUCUUACUUAUCUCACACAAGUGCAUUUGUAAUAGUGUUCUGAUCCACUCAUUGACAAGGGGAACAUGAGGAGGCCUCACUUUCCCCACCUUUAUUUACCAGACGAAAGUAGAGGAAGACAUUAGUAGUAGUAGUUUAGUAGUACACAAAUGUGAGCGACAACUUCUGUCCAGCAGAUGACGAUCUUGGUAUUCCUGUUUGAAGCGGAAAUGAAACCGGAACUAGUGUUAUCUGGCUUUUCAAAAUAAAGUCUAAUUAAGACUUAA